UCUGUGUGCGCUAGCUGAUUCAGAGCCUGCUUUUUGCACGUAUAGAUAAGCAGCAUAGGCCAGAAGUUGCCCGGAGGUAAGGCCCAGCACUGCUACACGCGGCUCGCGCGCAAGUCUGCUCAAUAAAGCGGCGCGCGGGGCACAGCAUAGGCCAGCCCUGCCUAGCGUUGCAGCAGAGCGCUGCUGCACGCGAGCGCCAGAAGCAUACAUGCGCCGCACGGCUCUCAUGAGCGCUCUGCUCCUCAGGAGCAGUGCAGCGCUGCGAGCGGGCACGACAGCGCUGCGAAUGCGACGCGGCGUCGCGCGUGCGGCCAGAAAAACCAAGGAGGAGGACGCCGCCGCCGCGGCGCCGGUCAUCAACUGGUACCCGGGCCACAUCGCGCGCGCCGAGCGCGAACUCAGAGGCUACCUGAAGCGCGUGGACGUGGUCGUCGAGGCGCGCGACGCGCGCAUUGGAAGGAGCACGGCGCACCCUGAUUUAGCAGAGUGGGUCGGCGACCGGCCGCGCGUCGUCGUCUUCACGUUCGCGGACCUCGCGCCUCCCAAGGUCCUGAGCGACUGGCGGGCUGCAAUGGAAGAGGACGUGUUUUUUGUGGAUGCGCGGCGCGGCGGCGACAAGGAGUUCCGGGGCGUGCGCGGCGCGCUGCAGAAAUGUGGGAGAGCCGUCAACGAAAAAAGGAAGAAGAAGGGCAUCGCGCCGCGGUCCGCGCGCGUCGCCGUCGUGGGCUACCCGAACGUGGGCAAGUCAGCGCUCAUCAACCGCCUGGCGGGGCGCAAGGCGGCCAAGUCCGAGGACCGCGCGGGCGUGACGCGGAGCCUGGGCUGGGUGCGGUCGAAGUCGAACGACGGCCGGCCGCCGCCCUUCGAGCUGCUCGACUCGCCGGGCAUCAUUCCGGCGAAGCAGAACGACCCGCGCCAGGCCGCGCGCUUAGCCAUGUGCGGCCGCAUCGGCCAGGCGUCCUACGACGAGCGCCGCGUCGCCGAGGCGUUGUUGAUGGAGCUGCGGUCAUCAAACUACGCGCCCGGCGCGGCCAAGAAAAUACAAGAAAAAUACGGCCUGUCCCUCGACGCGGACCCGGACAUGUUCCUGGCGGCCCUCGCUGAUCAACGGUACGACGGCGACGACGCGCGCGCGGCCGUCGCCGUGCUCGGCGACUUCCGGUCAGGGAGAUUAGGCAACGUCGCGCUCGAGGGGCCGCCGCCGCGGGAGAUAGUGGAGGAGCCGGUCAUCGUCGAGGCGCCCCCCACAGAAAAGCCGGUCGAGGCGGCCGGGAGCGACUUCGACCGGCGGAUGAGUGAAGGCGACUUCGCGGGCUGGUGAUUGAUAAACAUAAUUGUAUCUUA
Pelagomonas calceolata is the source of this 1344-nucleotide messenger RNA. The record is from the annotation of a GenBank genome assembly. NCBI's taxonomy places the organism in Eukaryota, Pelagophyceae, Pelagomonadales, Pelagomonadaceae.